CCCCUCCUCCCCUCUCACCUUUCCUCGUCUGGUGCCAAGAGUUCAGCCCGAGGCCGCCGCACCAACAUGGAUUACCAGCAAUACAUCUAUGUCAGCCAGGUGUGCUAUCACGAGGCACUGCCCUGGUUCUCCCGCUUCUUCCCAUAUGUGGCGCUGCUGCAGUCACUGGUGCUGCUGGCCAGCGGCUGCUUCUGGUUCCACUUCCCGCUCACCUCAUCCCGCAUUGAGCACUUCCUGACCAUCCUGGGCAAGUGCUGCGAGUCACCCUGGACCUCCCGCGCACUCUCGCACACCGCACGGCUGGACAGCGGCCAGUGUCGACCCACAGAGGAGGAGAAGGAGGAGGAAAGGCUGCAGGUCCACCUGCCACACCCAGUCCAUCCUGCCUCCUUUACCAGACAGUCCAGCCUAGACUCUGGUACAGACAGCCCCCUGCUGGUGAGGUCGGACAGUGCGUCCACCGCGGCCCCUCCCUCACCUUGCCCCUCCAUGCUCUCACGCACCUCCUCGCUGUCUUCUCUGUCCUUCAUCGAGACAGUCUCUCCCCAGCCACAGCUGUCCCGUGUCAUCCCAGAUGCGACGAGGCCAACAGCUAGUCUUGACCGCAGUGAUGGGGAGCAGGCACGGGCGCUGUUUGAGAGAGUGAGGCGGUUCCGGGCCCACUGUGAGAGUUCUGACAUUAUCUACAAGGUUUACUUGGCUCAAACAAUAUUCAAGGUCCUGAAGGUUGUUCUUAUCGUGAGCUACACCACACCACUGCUGGGAUCCAUCUCUUUCAACCACAUCUGCCAGCCCUUGACCCACGCCCUGACUGGCUACCAAGCCUUCGAGUGCACUCAUGCCCUGGCCUCUGUCCUACACAAGUUGCUGGUGGUCUACCUGUGCCUCGUGGGCCUUUUUGGCCUGCUAGGCCUGUACACUCUCAGCUGGAUCUGGCACAAGUCCUUGAGGAAGUACUCCUUUCAGUGCUUACAUGAGACGGGUUCUAUGCUGGAUGUUCCAGACUUAUGCAACGACCUGGCGUUCCUGCUUCACAUGGCAGACCAGUAUGACCCUCUACUGGCACACCGCCUCUCUGUCUUCCUGUCCCCGGUCAGUGAGACGCGGCUGCUGGAGGAGAACCUGGAGCGGCGCUGGGGAGUGGAGCGCCUGCGCGGCAUGACUACCUUUGACCCCCAGGGCCGCACGCAGCUUCAGCUGGUGGCUCUGUCCAGCCUGCCCCCUGCCCUCUUCACCCUCAGCCAGCUGGAGGUGCUAAAGCUGGAGCUCAUCACUGAUGCCAAGCUCUCAGCACAGAUUUCCAACAUGACAUCCCUCAGGCAAGUAGAUCCAGGCACACUGCAUCUGUAUCACUGCACAGCUGCAGUGGAGCCCGGAGCUCUCCUGUGUCUGCAGGAGCGUCUGGAGGUCCUUCACCUCACCUUCAUCCAGGCCACAGACAUUCCCGGUUGGGUAUACUCCCUUCGCGGACUACAGGAGUUGCACAUGACUGGACACUUGGGCUGCGAGGGUGGAGUGGGUCGCGGCUGGGCGGUAGGGAACCUGCGCCAGCUCCGCCACCUCCGCCUGCUUUCGCUCCGUGACUCAUUGCAGCGCAUACCGGCAGAGUUGGGAGAGGUGGCGGGCAGUCUUAUGCGUCUGGAAAUCCACAAUGAAGGCGCAAGGCUUCUGGUGCUCACGGGGCUGCGGCGGGUGGUGGGCCUUACUGAGCUGCAGCUUCAGGGCUGCCAGCUGGAACGCCUGCCCUCUGCACUUUUGGCCCUCACAGGCCUCCGUAGUCUCGACCUGCAGCACAACUGCCUGCGCACCCUGGAGGAGCUGCUGAGCCUGCAGCACCUGCGGCGUCUCUCCAGCUUGCGUCUGGCUCACAACCGUGUGCUGGCCCUGCCGUCCAGUGUCGGGGUUCUGCGACGUCUGGAGCUUCUGGACCUGGCCCACAAUGAGCUGCAGAGCCUGCCACCAGCUCUCUUCACCCUCCACAGGCUACGGCGACUCUACCUGGCAGGCAACCUGCUUGAAGUCCUGCCAGCAGAGGUGGGAGCACUGGCGCUGCUUCUGGAGCUUGAUCUGAGCGGAAACAGGCUGGAGAGUCUCCCAGCGGAGCUCUGCACAAACUGCCUAGAGCUUCGCAACCUGAACGUGAGCUACAACUCCCUGGGCUCUCUCCCUCCAGACCUUGGCUCUCUAAGCCAGCUCUCACUGCUGGACCUGAGAGGGAACAGUCUGGAGCAGCUUCCUGCAGAACUGGGCUGCUGCACUGGGCUACGUGGGAGCGGCCUCCUGGUGGAGAACUGGCUGCUUCACUCACUACCUCGUCAGGUCCGGGACCUCCUGACACAGCCCCGCCCGUCCUCCACCUCUUCUUCUGAGCCGCCCUCCCGACCAGAGUCUGACAGCUUCCCCACUUUCUCCACUAGCCACUGGAGCUUUCUCUUGGCUGCUGAGUCUCGGAUAUAAAGACAAUCAGUGGCUUCAGAAACAUGUCUAAAUUUGAUUUGGUCAUAGGCACUGAGAAAGGCUAAAUAACAGCAGAGUUACGGCACAAAUUCAAAUUUGGCAUAAAUUUACUAAACGUGUUAGUUCUUGCUCUAGAACAGGGCAACACAACUUCAUAAAGGUUGAGUACUACUCUGAAAAAAAUCUUUAAAAUCAGAAUUAUUUUGUGAAUCAGACUAAUAUAGGGUUAAUCUAAAAAAAAUUGUAACUAAAUAUAAAAAUUCACAGUGUUAUUGCUACUAACACAGUUGAUUGACACCCCCUUGGAUUACUUUUGUGGGAAAAUUGUAAACCAAUAUUAAUAAUCAUUACAUGCUUCUUGCUUGGCCAUAUAUAUUUUAAUAUAAUAUUUUAGAGCUUGUAUAGUGCUUCAUAUUGUUUUGUUUUACUUGUGUCCCUGUCCCUGCAAUAUCAAUUCCAAAACUCAUAGCAACUACUCCUAAUUAUUUUGGUAACAUAAAUGGUAAGGGGUACUUGUAUGUCUUACAUAGCAAAACUUUACCAAUGGGUCAGAGCCAUUGGAUUGUGGCUUAAUAAUCAAUAAUUUCCUUUAGCUAACAAAAUGCCACAUGAAGGUACACAGGCCAAGCAGAUGUAAUGACAAAAAUCAUCUUCAUAAAUGUAUGUUUUCUAAAAAGCAAAGUCAUGCGGCCUUUUGUUUCAAGCAGCAACCCAUGAGUGACCAUUCGGUUUAGGGAUCAUGCCACUGAAUAAAAACUUUCUGAAGCCUGA
Molecule: messenger RNA, 3228 nt
Organism: Clupea harengus (Atlantic herring)
Lineage: Eukaryota; Metazoa; Chordata; Actinopteri; Clupeiformes; Clupeidae
Product: volume-regulated anion channel subunit LRRC8D
Exons: 4
Coding region: 67-2457 (796 amino acids)
Biological process (GO): cell-cell adhesion; receptor clustering; embryo development
Cellular component (GO): adherens junction; basolateral plasma membrane
Molecular function (GO): protein kinase binding
Source: RefSeq, a predicted model, not a curated record